AUUGGCGGAGAUCACAGUCAAUCAUAUCAGUUCAGUUGGGCUUUCCUGGCUUGACAGCUGUCACUGUACACUGAGGUCAAGGGGAAAGAAGCAUGGCAGCGUUGUUUAGAGGGUCGCGAAAUUUAUUGUUAAGGUGGACUAAGCAUGUCGACCUUGCUUUCGUGUCAACGCGAUCAAUGGCCUCAAAAACCCCCGUGGGGUUUGUUGGUCUGGGAAACAUGGGCACCCCCAUGGCCAGAAACCUGUUAAAAAACGGUUAUCCUGUUAUUGCCACUGAUGUCUUCCCUGAGUCCUGCAAGGAGCUGCAGGACAUUGGUGCCCAGGUAGUAGACUCUCCAGCAGAGGUGGCGGAGAAAGCCGACCGCAUCCUCACAAUGCUGCCCUCCAGUCCCAACGUCAUUGAAGUCUACACAGGUCCAAAUGGCAUCCUCAAAAAGGUGAAGAAGGGAACACUGUUGAUUGACUCCUCCACCAUCGACCCCGCUGUCUCAAGAGAGAUGGCAGUCGCUGCAGAGAAGAUGGGAGCCGUGUUCAUGGAUGCUCCAGUGUCAGGAGGAGUCGGGGCUGCCAGCCUGGCUAAACUCACCUUCAUGGUAGGUGGAGUGGAGGAGGAAUACAACGCUGCGCAGGAGCUGCUCACCUGCAUGGGAGCCAAUGUUGUCUACUGUGGAGGGGUCGGCACUGGACAGGCAGCUAAGAUCUGCAACAACAUGCUCCUGGCCAUCGGGAUGAUUGGGACCGCAGAGACCAUGAACCUCGGCAUCAGACUGGGUUUGGAUCCUAAGCUGCUGGCAAAGAUCCUCAACAUGUCGUCAGGUCGUUGCUGGUCCAGUGACACGUACAAUCCAGCCCCCGGCGUCAUGGAGGGAGUCCCCUCUGCCAACAACUACCAGGGUGGCUUUGGAACCACACUAAUGGCCAAGGAUCUCGGUUUGGCUCAAAACACUGCCACCAACACUAAGACACCCAUCCCUCUGGGUUCCCUCGCCCACCAGAUAUUCCGAGUCAUGUGCUCCCGUGGCUACGCUAACAAGGACUUCUCAUCCGUCUUCCAAUUCCUACGCGAGGAGGAAGGACAGUGAAUAGAGGGGGAAGCACAGUUGACUGUGAUGUUACCAUACAUAAACACACAGACACACACACACACUACAACCACACACCCCAGUGCCCCUUAUCCCCCCUAUGCUCAGGAGAGACUAAGGCCUUGCCCUCAGGCGCAGAUUUGCGGUCCAAUUAACAUACUGUAUGUCGCACCAUGUCCCCUCAUAGCAUUAGCUGAAUCAUAUUCUCAAUACACAACUCUCCCUCUGCAUGGGGGAAAUGCUAAAACUGACCUUAGAUCAGUAUCUAGAGACAAAGCCGCUCUCUUCCCAGUUUGGUCUGAGGGGCCAGAGCGGAACAUGAGAAGUAGGAUGAGGCAGGAUUAUAUACACCAAUUCAAAUAACAUGUGGUUUUUCAAGAUGAUUGAUAAGUAAUAACUGCAUGAUUGUUAAAAAUGUGCUUUUGUUGGGUUUGUGCUGCUUACUGUUACCCAAAUGACUCGGACUGAAAAGAAAACACAAGCUACAGUAAGGAUUCACAUAGUGAUGGAAAUUAAAUUUAAGAGACGGUGCAAGAGAGUGCAGACUUUAGGUUACCCUUUUCCUACUGGAGAAAACAAAUCCCAUAUCCACAGCACUUCAUUUGAGAUAACCAAAACGAGCUUCUCUGUGGGCUCAAAGUUUGCUUGUUUGUUACAUAAGUCUGUUUUUGGCAGGUAGGUGGGGUCAUAAGUCACCGGAGUCAUCCUGCCAGCAAAACAUACUUUUAUUUGUCGAUUUCAAUUUUCAAUCAUCCAGUUUUAUUUUUUCAUAUUUCAUGUUCUAACAACAUUCACGUCACUACUCACUGGAUGGACCUCUUCUGCUUCUAGUUUAAAUGCUGUGAUAUAUAUCUGGUUAUUUUUGCACUGUGUGCAUCGCAGUGCGAUGUUCCGGGCCAUUUUGAUACAGUUACAGAAUCUGUUUGAACUUACCUCACUUCUCUUGUGUCUACAUCUGCUUAUCGAGCCACUGGAGUAUUAUUUUGUGACCAACACUGUUUGAACUUUCUACUGUUCACUACAAAAUGUUGUUCUCACUGCACUUUCUCUAGCCCGGUUUGACUUUUAAUAUCUCUCCACUGUCUCUGUCUCUGUCUCAUAACUUGUACGACAUCUGUGUGAAGUGUGAGCGAGGAACGUUUCCUCCCUGCUCUGAGCAAAUGUACAUAAUGUAUAUUUCAUAUUGUUCUGUAGUAUUGAAGAGGAAGCUGAAUGGUCACUUUUUGUAGUAAAAUUCUUUAAUUGUGUCUACAGUUUGUCUUUGCUCUGUGAAACAGAUCCUCAGUCACACUGAAGCCUAAAAUAAAAGAUGUUCUGUGUA
Cottoperca gobio is the source of this 2403-nucleotide messenger RNA. It is a transcript of the gene hibadha, whose product is annotated as 3-hydroxyisobutyrate dehydrogenase a. The record is from RefSeq and is a predicted model, not a curated record. Gene Ontology annotation, molecular function: NAD binding; 3-hydroxyisobutyrate dehydrogenase activity; NADP binding. The transcript has 8 exons. The coding region runs from base 93 to 1082 and encodes 329 amino acids. Lineage: Eukaryota; Metazoa; Chordata; Actinopteri; Perciformes; Bovichtidae. Gene Ontology annotation, biological process: L-valine catabolic process. Gene Ontology annotation, cellular component: mitochondrion.